Molecule: messenger RNA, 2028 nt
Organism: Mirounga angustirostris (Northern elephant seal)
Lineage: Eukaryota; Metazoa; Chordata; Mammalia; Carnivora; Phocidae
Gene: EHD1
Product: EH domain containing 1
Exons: 5
Coding region: 218-1822 (534 amino acids)
Biological process (GO): endosomal transport; endocytosis
Cellular component (GO): cytoplasm; plasma membrane
Molecular function (GO): calcium ion binding; protein binding; GTP binding
Source: RefSeq, a predicted model, not a curated record
GGCCCGGCCCUAUAAAGGCCGCACGGCUAGGCGCGCGCUCCACUCCGCGGAGGGCGCCCCGCGGGCCGUGCCGUGCGCCUGCGCAGUGCGGGCCGCUCCCCGCCCCCUUGCCCCGCUGCCCCUCCGCCGGCCGGCCGGGCCCCGCCUCGGCUCCGCGCCCUCGCCCUGCUCUUAGCCGCCGCUCUGCCCCGCAGCAGCCAGCCCCGUCCGCGGCAGCAUGUUCAGCUGGGUCAGCAAAGAUGCCCGCCGCAAGAAGGAGCCGGAGCUCUUCCAGACGGUGGCCGAGGGGCUGCGGCAGCUGUACGCGCAGAAGCUGCUGCCCCUGGAGGAGCACUACCGCUUCCACGAGUUCCACUCGCCCGCGCUGGAGGACGCUGACUUCGACAACAAGCCCAUGGUGCUCCUCGUGGGCCAGUACAGCACGGGCAAGACCACCUUCAUCCGGCACCUGAUCGAGCAGGACUUCCCAGGAAUGCGCAUCGGGCCCGAGCCCACCACCGACUCUUUCAUCGCGGUCAUGCACGGCCCCACCGAGGGCGUGGUGCCGGGCAACGCGCUUGUAGUCGACCCGCGGCGCCCCUUCCGCAAGCUCAACGCCUUCGGCAACGCCUUCCUCAACAGGUUCAUGUGUGCCCAGCUGCCCAACCCGGUCCUGGACAGCAUAAGCAUCAUCGACACUCCUGGGAUCCUGUCUGGAGAGAAACAGCGCAUCAGCAGAGGUUAUGACUUUGCUGCCGUCCUGGAGUGGUUCGCCGAGCGGGUCGACCGCAUCAUCCUGCUCUUCGACGCCCACAAGCUGGACAUCUCUGACGAGUUCUCCGAGGUCAUCAAGGCCCUCAAGAACCAUGAGGACAAGAUCCGCGUGGUGCUGAACAAAGCUGACCAGAUCGAGACCCAGCAGCUGAUGCGGGUCUACGGGGCUCUCAUGUGGUCCCUGGGGAAGAUCAUCAACACCCCCGAGGUGGUCAGGGUAUACAUCGGCUCCUUCUGGUCCCACCCGCUCCUCAUCCCUGACAAUCGCAAGCUUUUUGAGGCAGAGGAGCAGGACCUCUUCAAAGACAUCCAGUCUCUGCCCCGAAACGCUGCCCUCAGGAAGCUCAAUGACCUGAUCAAGCGGGCACGGCUGGCCAAGGUGCACGCUUACAUCAUCAGCUCCCUCAAGAAGGAGAUGCCCAACGUGUUCGGGAAAGAGAGCAAAAAGAAGGAGCUGGUGAACAACUUGGGAGAGAUCUAUCAGAAGAUCGAGCGGGAGCAUCAGAUCUCCCCCGGGGACUUCCCGAACCUCCGCAAGAUGCAGGAGCUCCUGCAGACUCAGGACUUCAGCAAGUUCCAGGCCUUGAAGCCUAAGCUGCUGGACACAGUGGACGACAUGCUGGCCAACGACAUCGCCCGGCUGAUGGUGAUGGUGCGCCAGGAGGAGUCCCUGAUGCCCUCCCAGGCCGUGAAGGGCGGUGCCUUCGACGGCACCAUGAACGGGCCCUUUGGGCACGGCUACGGCGAGGGGGCCGGCGAGGGCAUCGACGAUGUGGAGUGGGUGGUGGGCAAGGACAAGCCCACCUACGAUGAGAUCUUCUACACACUGUCGCCCGUCAACGGCAAGAUCACGGGCGCCAACGCCAAGAAGGAGAUGGUGAAGUCCAAGCUGCCCAACACAGUGCUGGGGAAGAUCUGGAAGCUGGCCGAUGUGGACAAGGAUGGGCUGCUGGAUGACGAGGAGUUUGCCCUGGCCAACCACCUCAUCAAAGUCAAGCUGGAGGGCCACGAGCUGCCCGCCGACCUGCCCCCGCACCUGAUCCCACCCUCCAAGCGGAGGCACGAGUGACCGCCCGGCCGGGCCCACCGGGGGGAGGCGAGGGGCUGGAAAGACUGAGCAGAGUUUCCUCAGCUCUCAGAAAGGAAAACCACCAUCUUUCUUUUCAGGCUGUUCGCAGGCCCAGCAGGGAGGCGGGUGAUACUUGUAUGUGAAUGAUGGAAUUUUGUGCACAAGAACUAUGGAUAUUUUUAAUAUAUAACGUUAGAGGCAGCGUU